Letharia columbiana is the source of this 828-nucleotide messenger RNA. RefSeq lists its product as uncharacterized. Bases 1 to 828 code for a protein of 275 amino acids. Gene Ontology annotation, biological process: proteolysis. The record is from RefSeq and is a predicted model, not a curated record. Lineage: Eukaryota; Fungi; Ascomycota; Lecanoromycetes; Lecanorales; Parmeliaceae. The transcript is spliced from 5 exons. Gene Ontology annotation, molecular function: serine-type endopeptidase activity.
AUGGUUGCAAAGUUACCGUCCGCUGUGUCACUGGAACAGGUGAAGGCCAGCAACGCGCCAGACUUACCUGUUGAGGCAAUCCUGAUCAGUCACAAAGACAGUACGAGUCCCCGGCCAUCCAUCCUGAUCCCCCAUGGUGGUCCUCAUUCCUGCUACUCCGCCUCUUAUUUCUCUGGCUAUAAUUUUCUCCUGACCCUGGGAUUCAAUUUGUUACUGGUCAACUUCAGAGGGUCUACAGGCUUUGGAGAGAAGUCCAUCCAAUCAUUGCCGGGCAAUAUUGGCACUAAUGAUGUGCUGGACUGUAUGGCAGCGUUACAUGCAGCCAUUGACACUGGGCUGGUCGACAAAGACAGGGUGGGAGUCAUGGGGGGCUCCCAUGGGGGGUUCCUGACAGGCAACCUGGUGGGCCAGUACCCCUCUGCUUUUAAGUGUGGGGUACUGAGGAAUCCUGUCAUGGAUCUUGGGCUCAUGAUUCACGUCUCGGACAUCCCAGACUGGACCUAUGUGGAGGCUUUUGGAAGCAAGGAGGGCAUGCGGAGAAUGCAAGUCAAGCCAUCUCCUGAAGACCUGCAGCGAUGGAGGGAAGUGUCACCAAUAGCUCAUGCUGACAAAGUCACCGCACCUCUCUUUUUCAUGUUGGGUGCCAAAGAUCAGCGUGUGCCGCAACGAGACGCAAAGCAGUAUUUGGCAGCACUCAAGUCCAGAGAUGAUGCACCUGAGACCAGAAUUAUUGUUUUCCCUGAGGACACACAUGCACUUGACAAGCCACAGACAGAGUUUGAGCAGUUUGUCAAUGCUGCCUGGUGGUUCAAGCGCUUUUUGAAAUGA